Lagopus leucura (white-tailed ptarmigan) is the source of this 1175-nucleotide messenger RNA. It is a transcript of the gene ANKRD40, whose product is annotated as ankyrin repeat domain 40. Gene Ontology annotation, molecular function: protein binding. The transcript is spliced from 5 exons. Lineage: Eukaryota; Metazoa; Chordata; Aves; Galliformes; Phasianidae. The record is from RefSeq and is a predicted model, not a curated record. The coding region runs from base 16 to 1038 and encodes 340 amino acids.
AGCCCGGCCGCGGGGAUGGAGGCGAAGGAGCUGCAGGAGCGGCUGCGGGAGGCGGCGGCGCUGGGGGACGCCGAGGAGGUGCGGCGGCUGCUGGCGCUCGGCGUCAGCCCCAACGCGCAGAACGAAGUCAACGGGUGGACGUGCCUGCACUGGGCCUGCAAGCGGAACCACGCGGCUGUGGUGGCCCAGCUGCUGCUCUGCGGAGCAGAUAAGGAGAUCCUCAGCAGGAAGGGGGAGCGGCCGGCCCAGCUGACGUCCCACAAGGAGAUCCGCAGGAUGCUGGGAGUGGAAGAGGACGAACUCCCAGACGUAGCAACCAAUUCGGAGCUGCCCAUCAUCCCUAACUACCUGGCUAACCCACCUUUCCCGUACAUUUACAACUCCAUGAGCAGCAGCCUCCCGGAGCCCCCUGCCAACGGCAGCGCGUCCCACGGGGAACGGCAGAGCUCUGCCUCCUCCCUGCCGCCUGCUGCACAGCUGUGCGUGCGGCCGUCGGCGCGCUGUGAGGACGCGGCUCCCGCUGUGUGCGCCGGGUUGCGGUGCUCCGGGGCCGCAGCUCAGAGCGCGCUGCUCCAGGCGCCGUGGGGCGCAGCUCCUCCUUCCCCCGCCGGACCUCAGCAGCCCGGAGCUCCGCUGGGCAGCGGCUCCUGCACGGGGCCCGUGCCGACCUUCCAGCCCGUGUUCUUCACAGGAGCUUUUCCACUUAAUAUGCAAGAACUGGUGCUUAAAGUUAGAAUACAAAACCCUAGUCUUAAAGAAAAUGACUUCAUUGAAAUUGAGCUGGACAGACAAGAGCUGACCUAUAAGGAACUGCUCCGAGUGAGUUGCCGUGAGCUGGGUGUUAAGCCUGAACAUGUACAGAAGAUCAGAAAAUUACCAAACACAAUGCUGAGAAAGGACAAAGAUGUGGCAAGGCUACAGGAUUUCCAAGAACUGGAACUUGUUCUGACAGUAAGCGACAAAAACUUCCCUUUCAGAGCCCCAGCACUUUCCGAACAGAGUGGUUAUAACAAGAAGGCAUCAGAACUGACCUAUUAAUCAUUUAAAGAAUAAAACUAUUUCUAUCUCUCAUUUUAAAAUUACUUUUGAAAUACGGUAUCUAUAAGGGCUAAUGAUGCGAAGAAAAAAAUCUAUUUUGUUAACUUUGAAAUAAACUGAAGCUGUUCUGCACUAAA